UAAAUAAAGAAUAUUUUAUAAUGAAUGAUUUAACAAGUGAAUUAUAUCACCAUUUAGAUCGAAAACAGCCAUUAAAUUUGCAACAUUGUAAAAUUUUUAUGAAAACUAUUGGAAAAUUUCAUGCUUUAAGUUUUGCUUUAAAAGAUUAUUGUCAACGUAAGAACAUAGAUUUUGAUGAAAUUGUUUAUAAAAUUCGUGAAGAUAUCUUUUUAAAUGCAUCAAAUCGUGAUGAAAUAAAUGAACAAAUUUUAUUACAAAACGAUUUUAUUAUUCAAACAUGUUUCGAUACAAAUGUAGAUCAAUUAAUUAUUGAGAAAGUCAAUAACUUUUCGAAACGAUUUUGUAAUACUUUGUAUGAAUUGAUUCAACCGAAAGAUAAUGAUGAGUAUUCUGUUAUCAUUCACGGUGAUUGUUGGACGAAUAAUUUAUUGUAUAAAUAUGAAGACAAUGAAACGAAGUCAAAUCCAAUUGAUUUAUACUUAAUCGAUUUCCAAGAAUCACGAUAUACAUCACCAGUAUGGGAUUUAACAACAUUUAUGUGCACAAGCAUGGACUAUGAAACAUUACACACGAACUAUGAUAGUUUAAUUAAAAUAUAUUAUGAUAGUAUUAAUGAACAAUUAAUUAAAAUGAAUUUAAAUAUUUCAUUACUUUAUCCUGAUCAUAUUUUUCAAUUGCACUUACAAAAAUAUUUUCAAAUUGGUGUUGGUUUAUCGGUGUACAUGCAUUUACCGUUAAUGUUACGAAAUCAUAGUACAUCAAUUAAUGAAUUAGAAGAAUCGGUAAUUGCAGAAGAUGGUAAUAUUUUGAAAGCAUUAAAUUUAAGUGAUACAAAUAUUGGGAAUAAUUUUAGAGAACGUAUUCGUGGUGUGUUAACAUUUGCUAUUGAACGUAAUUUCAUUUGAAAAAUUUAUGCAUUCAGGCGCGUGUUCAACUCUUACUAUAUUUUCAUGAAUCAACGUGAUUGGACCACCGAAAUGUAACAAUGGAUUUUCAUAACAAACCACAAAAAUGAAACUAAGGAGCUUAGAAUAGAAUUGCGACUGCUAACUUGACAACAAAAUCGGCCAAAAAGGCCGGAAGAGAUAAAUCGAAAAAACCACUGGAUAGAAUCAAAAGUGUUUAUAAAAAGACUAACAAAUUUGAUGUAAUAAACUUAAACACAAAUUUUAAUAAAAAAAAAAAAAACCUUUUAAUAAUAAUAA
Molecule: messenger RNA, 1205 nt
Organism: Chrysoperla carnea
Lineage: Eukaryota; Metazoa; Arthropoda; Insecta; Neuroptera; Chrysopidae
Exons: 2
Coding region: 21-905 (294 amino acids)
Source: RefSeq, a predicted model, not a curated record